Pectinophora gossypiella (pink bollworm) is the source of this 2132-nucleotide messenger RNA. Its product is annotated as maltase A1-like. NCBI's taxonomy places the organism in Eukaryota, Metazoa, Arthropoda, Insecta, Lepidoptera, Gelechiidae. Gene Ontology annotation, biological process: carbohydrate metabolic process. The record is from RefSeq and is a predicted model, not a curated record. The transcript has 10 exons. Bases 54 to 1868 code for a protein of 604 amino acids.
UAUAAUUAUACACGUGUGGUCAUUUGAGUUGCGUGUGCGCAGUCUCAGAGAAGAUGCUGAAAGCAGUGGGUAUCACUGUCGGUGUGGUCGCCGUACUAGGCUUGAUUGCAGGGUUAAUUACCUGGGGGGUACUUGCGUCCCGAGGCCCCCCUCCACCGGACCCUCCAGAGCUGAUCCCCCUGGACUGGUGGCAACACUGCGUCCUGUACCAGAUCUACCCGCGGUCUUUCAAGGACAGUGAUGGCGACGGUAUUGGUGAUUUGCAAGGCAUCAUCAGCGAGCUAGAGCAUUUCGUCGACGCCGGAGUGGAUGCAAUAUGGAUGUCUCCGAUCUUCAAGUCGCCCAUGGUGGACUUCGGCUACGACAUCAGCGACUUCUACGACAUUCAUGAUGAAUACGGCACCAUGGAGGACUUCCAAGAGUUGUUGGAAAAGGCUCAUGAGCUUGGCCUUAAAGUCCUUUUGGACUUCGUUCCGAACCACGCCAGCAACGAAUCAGAAUACUUCAUAAAGUCUGAAGCUAGAGAUCCUGAGUAUGAAGACUUCCUCGUUUGGGCGGACGGUCUGCCUGAUCCUGAUAAUGAGAGCAAUAUACUUCCACCUUCCAAUUGGGUAAGCCAAUUCGGUGGUUCAGCCUGGGAAUGGAGCGAGAAACGUGAGCAGUACUACCUUCAUCAAUUCGCCAUUCAACAAGCCGACUUCAACUUCAGAAAGCAAGCCGUGAAGGAUGAGAUGAUUAAUAUAAUGAGAUUCUGGCUUGACAAAGGAGCUGAUGGCUUCAGAGUGGAUGCGCUGCCUUACCUCAUCGAAGCAGACCCAGCUGAUCACGGAGGCAGAUAUCCUGAUGACCCACUAAGUGGCCGCACAGAAUUUGAGUCUCAUCAACUAGGGUAUACAAUCCCACUGUACACAAAAGACCUGAUUGAAUUGUAUGAUGUUGUUUGUGAGUGGAGAGACUUUGCUGACGAGUAUCUUGAAGAAUAUGGAGGAGACACUAGAGUGUUGUUCUCUGAGGGUUACGCCAACGUGUCGAUGACGAUGCUGUACUACGGUCUUGGCGGGAACCUUAACGGCGCUCACUUCCCCUUCAACUUCGACUUCAUAACGGACUUGUCUCGAGACUCCACGGCUCCAGACUUUGUCUAUAUUAUUCUCAGGUGGCUCACCUACAUGCCUUAUGGAGGCGUUCCUAACUGGGUGUUUGGAAACCACGACAACAACAGAAUGCCGACUCGCUUCCGUGACAAUAUGGUAGAUGGUCUGAACUCUCUGAACAUGCUGCUACCAGGAGUGGCUGUCACCUACCAGGGCGAGGAGAUCGGCAUGAAGGACGGAUAUGUUUCUUGGGAAGAUACCGUUGAUGUUGAAGCUUGCAACAGAGGAGACGAAGACACGUACCACCUGUACUCCCGCGACCCUGCGCGUACGCCCUACCAUUGGAACAACUCCACCAGUGCUGGCUUCUCCACCAGCGAGGAUACCUGGUUACCAGUUGCCGAGGACUACGUCACUCUUAACCUCGCUCAGCAGAAGAUUGAUGAUAGGAGUCAUUAUAAGGUCUACCAAGCCUUAACACAACUUCGCAAAGAAGAAACCCUUUCACACGGGGAGUACGACAUCAGAGCUCUUUCUGAAAGGACUCUGUUCCUCGUGAGGAGCCUAUCAACUCAUGAUACCCUGGUACUUCUAUUCAAUGUGUCUGAAGAUAGUGAUACGAUAGACUUGGGGAGAGUGACGCAUUUGACGUUACCAGCUACUGUGUAUGUGGCUAGUAUUCAUUCAGCGAGGAAUUCAGGGGCCGUAAUAGAAAACAGUGAACUCACUUUGCAAUCUGGAGAAGCGUUGGUGCUGAGAGCGCCACCAGUUUAGAUGUAAUUUUAUAAAAUAAGUAGGUACUAGAAUAAAAAUCGAGGCUAAGAAAAAUGGUCUACUUUCAAAACUUUCAACAACCCCAAAGAAGACUUUAUAUAUAUUUAAAAAAAAAUCUUUCAAAAUUUUUCGGAAAAUUAUAAUUUUCUAUGUAAGUAGAGCAUUCUGUAAAUAUGUUAUUUAAUUUACGUUUAGUGUUCAGUGAUAAUUUAUAAGCUAUUUAUAAAACCGUUUAAUAAAUAAAAUAUAAAUGAAUCUUAAUUA